UAUUAGGAUGGAGUAUUCUUCUUGACCUCGUUCGAUCCCUUCUAUUCGCUUCCACCCUCAGUCGGUGAGCCCGUCCCACCCCAGCCACCGAGAAUAUUUCCAGCCACAGCGAUCAAAAGGCAGUGACUGCACUGGAGAACGAGAGUGACCGAGCGACGCAAAGAAUGUCCGCCUUCUUCCUCGACUCGCCCAUCCCCCCCAAGCUGGACCUGGCGGGCGCCCGGUCGCAGCUGUUCCAGACGCCGCAGAAGACCCCGUCCGCCUCGACCUCGCUGUACCGCUCCAUCUCGACCAGCCGCAAACGCACCCGCUACAACGACAGUGAGAAAUACUUUGCUGCCGACUCCCCCGUCGGCGGUGAUUUUGCCAGUCCAGCCCCGCUCGUGAAUACCGACUACCGCCUCGCCGGCGGGUGCGAGACCACCACCACCGCCCACACGCUCGCGCACCUGCGCGACACGGCCGCCGAGCUCGACUACCGCCCGAACCGAUACAGGGAGACGGCCGCUCCGCUGGACGGGAGCGUGGAUUCGUUGACCUCGUUGGACGUGGGCAGUCGCAAGCGCACCCGGAGGGAGUCAGUCUUACCUGCGCAUAGCCUCGACCAAGAUUACAACGACGAUUACAGCGACGACGAGCAUAAAACGGGGGUGAGCUGGCCACGCGCGGUGAUCAAUGUGGUCGGCAAGGUGUGGGAUUUCUGCUGGUCCGGUGCCUUUCGCGGGUUCUACGCCGGGGGUGGACAAGGGUACCACUGGGAGGAGCACUCGAGCACAACAAGCACAGAAAAACCUCGAUACGCGGCGGCGUAUCCUCCCGUAUACCCCGGCGGGUCUACCCGGUACUCGCCUCCAGGCCGAUACCCAGACGAGAUCGAACGGAACUGGGUGGUGGUGGCGGAGAAAGGCGACAAGAGUGCCAGCCCGACGGGUUCGGUGUUUACGAAACGCGUGCAGCCGCACCGCAAGAACGCCUCGUCGGUCUCCUCGACGCGGCGUCGAUCGGCCGUGAUGCCCCGACUGGGCAAGAAAGGUUUCGCGUCGCCUGGCCGACCGGCGUCGCCGACCAAGCAGCCCGUCGAGGUGACGACCGAUGCGCAGCGGGCUGCGGCCAAGAUGCGCCGGCUGGAGCGGGAGGAGGACGCGAGCCUGGCGCGGCUCAACGCCCAGCUGCAGGCGAUGAUCCGGGAGGGGAGGGAGGCUUUGGGGACGAGGAUUGAAGUGGACGAUGGAAAUGAUGGACUGAACGAUGGACUGGACUGGAUGGAGGAUUAACGAGAGAACAGCGCCUUACGACUUACGACCCUGACUAUUGAAUGUAUGAAAUAAUGACUUUCUAAUUA
Penicilliopsis zonata CBS 506.65 is the source of this 1342-nucleotide messenger RNA. RefSeq lists its product as hypothetical. The record is from RefSeq and is a predicted model, not a curated record. Lineage: Eukaryota; Fungi; Ascomycota; Eurotiomycetes; Eurotiales; Aspergillaceae. The transcript has 2 exons. The coding region runs from base 165 to 1274 and encodes 369 amino acids.